Messenger RNA from Baudoinia panamericana UAMH 10762, 1957 nucleotides. RefSeq lists its product as uncharacterized. The transcript is spliced from 2 exons. Lineage: Eukaryota; Fungi; Ascomycota; Dothideomycetes; Mycosphaerellales; Teratosphaeriaceae. The record is from RefSeq and is a predicted model, not a curated record. The coding region runs from base 274 to 1719 and encodes 481 amino acids.
CCUCGUCCUCGACAUUGUAUCUAUUGAGUCGCCAUGUAUAUGCUGUGUAAUAGGUCGAACUCACUCCCUUGAUACUCACGGCAACCCAUUGACACCAACACAUAAGGCAAGACAAGCCUGCCUUCGCAGCCGCCGUCAGCAGCGACUGCGAUCCUUCCACUCCACUCCAUCAUUGCGCUCCUUGCGACAGUGGUUGCGUUGCACGAGCGGUUUUCAUAACACUGGUCCAAUGCGGUAGCAGUGAUUGGGAGUGGCGCAUAGCGUGCUUCCAUCAUGUUCAACCAACAACGCUCGGUGUCUCCACGCCUGAAGGCGAGGCAAGUCGACAGCUCAGGCUCGUCUUCCUCGGCAACAACAGCGAUCGUUGUCUCGGUCUCCUUUGUGAUUCUCCUCUCGACGUGCGUACUCAUAUACCUGGUUCUGCGGACAAUACGUAAGCGCACACGCAGCUCGAGGUACAUCCCUACGAGCUUUCUCAAGCGGAAAUGGGAGACUUGGAUACCGCGCAGCUUCUCGCCGCGCAAGAAGUACAGCAGCCAAUUACAAGACGAUGCUUCCGUGCCGACACUGCAUUUGAGGAGCGAGAACAGGAGCGCGCGGAACAGCACGCAGAACGUCUUGGACCUCGAGCGCACACAAGCGGCGAACACGGGGCAUGCGGAGGAGGACGAGACUACUGUGGGUGCAAUAGUGGACCGGCACACCAGCGUGCGGUCUGUCAUGACACUGCCCGCUUACUCCAGGUCUGUCCGGGCGAACGAACGUGUCUUAGGCAGAGAGGGCGAGAGGGCUGGCAUUGACGUCGUGCUCGAAGCGCCAGAGACCGCAGACGAGGAAGAAGAAAGAAGAGAACAAGAGAUGGAGAGUUUGUUUCAAAUACGGCAGCAAAGACGGCAAGAGAUUACCGAUCGAGAUGACAGGAGACGGCGAAGACGAGAAGCUCGAGCGAGGAACGACCGCGCCGAAAUCGAGCGCUUACGGCAGGAGAGCUUACGAGCGAUCGAAGAGCGUGAAAUCUCUGGAGCAGUGGCAAUGAUCGCUGAGCAUCAAGCGCGACCACGGGAUAGGAGAGUGAGCAGCGUCAGCUACGCGGAGCUUGGAGUGGCCAGACAUGAUGGUACCCGCGUCCGGGCCAAUUCCAGCGAGUCUCAAAGACCGCUCCUGGACUCUGGAGCAAGUAUCAGUGGUGGCGCGAGCAUAAGGCCGUGGUCGACGCAGGACUUACUUGGAGUACAUCGAAGGGACCGAUCCGCUGGAUCUAUCAUGACCGUCUCCGACGACGCUUCCGAUAUCGACAUGCCGCCUUUCGGCCGUGCGGGCAGCGACUACGAAGUGGUAACGCUAAACCAGGUCCAUUCACGCAAUGCAUCGCAGAAUGCGACACCGAGGCUAGGACGCAGUCGCGCAACAUCGAGCCUUGCGACACGGCCGUCCAUAGAUACGACGCAUACCGGCGAUCUAGGUGACGAGCGAAUCCCGCUGACCGAGCCGCCAGCCUAUGAGGGUGCCGGCUUCGAGGAGGCCCCGCCGUACACUUCUCCGGUCCAAGAGCGCCCGUCAGAAACACUGAGAGUUCCCGCACAGAAAGCAGCGAUUUCGCCGACAGGCGCACCACUACUGCCUGAGAUUGGCAGACUCCCGAGCAUUCGGAUAGCGCACGCCACUCCCACCGAGUCGAGUUCUUUGGAUGACUCUGCAUCGGCUAUGAGUCGUUGGUAGAUCUAAUCUUUCUUGCAUAUACCCGGCAUUUGUUUGAGAGGCGCACUCGCGGCGCUUUGUGAGGACCCUUUGAGCGCCCCUAGCAUGGUGGACCACUUAUUGACGGCUUGACGAGAUGUACACAUAGCACCAACACGUCUGCGUAAUGAGGGAAUAUCUGUGUCUGCCUAAUUUGCAAUAUAAUGCCUGCGUCAUCUGCAUUGUUGUGUUGGUCCUCAAGCGAAGUCUAUCGCAGCGU